Messenger RNA from Cynoglossus semilaevis (tongue sole), 807 nucleotides. RefSeq names its product NDUFA4 mitochondrial complex associated like 2a (gene ndufa4l2a). The transcript is spliced from 4 exons. NCBI's taxonomy places the organism in Eukaryota, Metazoa, Chordata, Actinopteri, Pleuronectiformes, Cynoglossidae. The coding region runs from base 138 to 386 and encodes 82 amino acids. The record is from RefSeq and is a predicted model, not a curated record. Gene Ontology annotation, cellular component: respiratory chain complex IV.
CUCCCUCCACAUCCACAGAGCAACAGGUCCAAAUAUUGUCUUUGUGCUGCUCUGCACAGUUUGUGGGUUUUAACAGGGGCCUGAAACACUGAGUCUGCACAGUUUCUCAGUAGAAUUCAAACUUCUGAGUUGGAGCCAUGAUUUUCCGAGCAACUGUACGACAUGCAAAAAAUAAUCCUGCUCUCAUUCCCCAGUUCCUCUUCAUCGGUGUGGGUUUAGGAGGAGCGGCUCUGUAUCUGUUACGACUGGCCACUGGACCCUAUGUCGUAUGGAACAGGGCCAAAGACCCUGAGCCUUGGACCAAGCUUCCACCAACAUAUCAGUACAAGUUUGCUGCAGUCAGCACAGACUACCAAAGCCUGAAGAAGGAGGGACCUGACUAUUAAAUGUCAAACAUGGAGGACAGGAAAGAUCCAGUCCCAGGUUUAUUGUCCCUGUGCACAGUAUUGCAGGUGGAAGAUGAAGUGAGUGGAUCGUAAUAACCUGGUGACUCUGUUAAUGUAGCGGAAUAUCUCACCGUGGGAAAAUAUAUAAAAACUGAUGUAGAAAGAUCCAUAAUUAACAUGUGUUUAUUGAAACAGAGAGAGUAGAUGACGUGAGGUACGUAGGUUUGUGUAUGUGCUUUGGUUUCUUCAGCUAGAAAAUGUUCGUGGUGUGAAAAUGUAUGACUGAAGCCUUCAGUCAAAGAUGAAUUACAGUAGUUGAUGCUUGUAUAAAUAUUAGAGCAUUACAGUAGACCUAAAAAAUGACUGAGCAUGCCGUGCAGGUCUUUUAAGACCCAUAAUAAAAAGUGGAUUUAACAAUACA